Messenger RNA from Cicer arietinum (chickpea), 2536 nucleotides. RefSeq names its product mechanosensitive ion channel protein 2, chloroplastic-like. The record is from RefSeq and is a predicted model, not a curated record. Gene Ontology annotation, cellular component: membrane. Lineage: Eukaryota; Viridiplantae; Streptophyta; Magnoliopsida; Fabales; Fabaceae. Gene Ontology annotation, biological process: transmembrane transport.
GAUUAUGUUUUUUUGUUCUGUGUCCUUUGCAUUUGCAUUGCGCCUCGUAGAAGCAGAUACACUAAAUUCCAAUUCUAAGAAUUAAGACUUCUUCAUCAUCAUCAUCACAGGAAACUGAGUUGAAAGAUUGUCAAAGUCUAUCUGAAACAAUCUCUAUAGAGUAUAGACUUUUGUGUUGAAUUGUAUCAAAGUCUGGAAUAGUACUUGGCCAUCAAUUUUAAUACAAUAAUGGCUCUUCCUGGUUCCCUGCAACUGUCCCAUGGAUUGGGAUUUUGCAGGAACCUGAGCUUCAAUAUAGAUCAGAGGAGGGUAAAGGGGAGAUGCAAAUCACAGUUAUUCAAUACAUUUCCUUCGUAUCCAGUUUCGUUCAUGAAACAGGACUACAGGGGUCUUCAACACCUCCGUCAUGUAAACAGGUCAACACUUACAUUGUCUUGCAAAUCCCGCUCUUUUAAAUGUCAUUGUUUUUUAGUGCCCGGACAAGGAAUUGGUCUUCCUGCUGUCAAGGUGGCUACUACAGUGCUGGCAAGGUGCUGUAAUGUGUUACAAAAUAGUUCAGUCAUUGUAAAGUUGAUUUUUCCUGCUGUUGGCAUUAUCAUUUUUGCAGUAUGGGGUGUUGGACCAUUAAUGUUUCAGACAAGGAAACUGUUCUUUCAGAGGAGUGAUAAUAGUUGGAAAAAGAGUACCACUCAUUACAUAGUAACUUCAUACCUUCGACCAUUACUGUUAUGGACUGGAGCCGUACUUAUUUGCAGAGCAUUUGAGCCAGUAAUUUUACCUACAGAAGCUAGCCAGGCUGUUAAGGAACGACUUUUGAAUUUUGUUAAAUCAUUGUCAACUGUAGUGGCUUUCGCCUAUUGUUUAUCAAGUGUAAUUCAACAAGCACAGAAAUUUGUAGCAGAGAGUACUGAUGCAAGCGAGACAAGAAAUAUGGGGUUCCAAUUUGCAGGCAAAGCUGUUUAUUCUGCAGUAUGGAUUGCUGCCUUUUCAUUGUUUAUGGAAUUGCUGGGCUUCUCCACCCAGAAAUGGGUCACUGCAGGAGGUUUUGGGACAGUUUUGUUGACUCUUGCUGGUCGUGAGAUAUUUACAAACUUCCUUUCAAGCGCGAUGAUUCAUGCUACUCGGCCGUUUGUGGUAAAUGAAUGGAUUCAAACGAAGAUUGAAGGAUAUGAGGUUUCUGGCACUGUUGAGCAUGUUGGCUGGUGGUCACCAACAAUCAUUCGAGGUGAAGAUCGUGAAGCUGUACACAUUCCAAACCACAAAUUUACAGUGAAUGUUGUGCGGAACCUCAGUCAAAAAACACAUUGGAGAAUCAAAACCCACCUAGCCAUUAGUCAUUUGGAUGUAAAUAAGAUUAAUAACAUUGUUGCUGACAUGCGGAAAGUAUUAGCCAAAAAUCCUCAAGUUGAGCAGCAGAGGUUGCACAGGAGAGUAUUUUUGGACAAUAUAAACCCUGAAAACCAGGCUCUUAUGAUUCUGGUGUCUUGUUUUGUUAAGACCUCACAUUUUGAAGAAUAUUUGUGUGUUAAGGAAACUAUACUAUUGGAUCUUCUUAGAGUUAUCAGCCAUCACCGAGCCCGGCUUGCAACACCAGUUCGUACCCUGCAGAAAAUAUAUAGUGAUGCUGACUUGGAUAACAUACCAUACACAGAUUCUGCUGGAACAGUAACUAACCGUCCACUGUUAGUGAUUGAAUCGCCUUACAAGAACAAUGCAGAUGAUAAAAUGAAAAGUCGAUCAGCACGUGCAACUGUUGAUCAAGAUAACAAGACAACUGUGCGAAACAAACUCGAUAUCAAGACAGAUGACAAAGUUGGACCAACAGGAGCACCAGAUAUCAAGGUUAGAGGAACUCAAGAUGACUCUGAGGUGAAUGCCAAAGUCAUAGCAUUUAAUUCCGAUGUAAAUGGAAACUCUAAACCUGACCAUGAAGUCGGUGAAAACAAGACACUUAAAUCAAAUUUAAACAAGGAAAAUGUAGAGGUGCCAGAAAUGUCAUCUAUUUCCAACUCCAAGGGUCAAACCAUUAAAAACAUCAAGCCAAACAUCGACUCUGAUAACCUAGUUUUCUCAUCAACAACCAACACUGACAAAGCCAAUGGACUUCCUACAAAUAUGCCAACAAAACAGCAAGGAGAAAGGAAAUCUGCUCCAUCUAGGCCUGUUCUUGAAGAGAAUCUAGUACUGGGAGUUGCAUUGGAGGGAUCAAAGAGGACACUUCCUAUUGAUGAGGGGAAUGACACAGUGACAACUCAAGAUGCAAAGGAAAUGGCUGCAUUCCAGGGUGGAAAUGGAUCUCCAAAAGCUACUGAUGGGAAUGUAAAUUAAAUGGCAGCAGCGUGCGGUGAGUUGGAAGCUACACUUUAAAGCUUCAGGAAAUCCACGUUCGAUAUAAAUUGGAACGUGAAAUUUUUAUUACAAAAGCAUAUCCAUACAUUACCUAAAUAAAAUGACAGUGACAUGUAAUGAAAUAUACACAUUUUAUGUGCAAUAGUGCAAGCACCGGUCAUUGUUACAAAUGUGGCUUAUUUUUCUA